AUGGAUUCAGUAAGCCGUGGAAAUGGAUCCGAUGAUGAAGUUUUACCCAAUGAUACACAAAAGCGCAAGAAUCAUAAUAAUCGAACUUCUAGACAAGUGGUUCAACAGCUCGAAGAGUUAUUCAAGAAUAACCCCCGUCCAAGUGAAGAAGAGCGAAAUGAAUUGGGCGAAGGCCUUGGGCUUGGCCCCAAGAGAAUAACGACUUGGUUCCAAAACAAACGGAGUAAAACGAAGAUUCAAACUGCAAGAGCUGAGAACGUGGUUCUCAGAGAAGAAAACGAAAGAAUUCAGUUGGAGAAUGCCAUGAUAAGAGAGAGAUUAAGGAACACUAUUUGCCCUGCAUGUGAAAGUCUAACCAUUGAGCAGCAGAAUCAGAAGCAACUAGUUUUGCAGCAGUUGCUCGUUGAAAAUGCUCAAUUAAGAGAAGAGGUCAAGGAUAAAAACUGUACUUCUACUAUCUUUGAUAAUUUAAACUAUAUAUGUUACCUCGUGUCGAGUAGUGCAUCAACUCUUGAGCUUUACAUACUAAUCGAUGAAUCAUUUUUCUCUUUUUAUGAUUCUACGAAAGAAGGCAUGGAUUUCGCAAAUAGCGGAGAUGGAUCUCACGAUGAAGCUUCUGUUGACACGGGAAAAAAGGAACAGCUACAGAAUGAAAGAGAGGAGAAUGAUGCUCUUACAUUAGAAAAUGAGAAACUUCGUAUGGAGAAUCUGAUAAUGAGGGGAAUGCUAAUGGAUCCUUACUGCACAAAAUGUCAUGGGGGACUUACUGAAGAAGAGACAAGGAAACUGCAUUUGCAAGGUUUAGCCAAUGAAAAUGCCAAACUGAAAAAAGAGCUUGAUGAAAAAGUUAGAUUCCUAGCUUAUUUACAUAACAAACGCGGUAUAUGA
Coffea arabica (coffee) is the source of this 888-nucleotide messenger RNA. The record is from RefSeq and is a predicted model, not a curated record. Lineage: Eukaryota; Viridiplantae; Streptophyta; Magnoliopsida; Gentianales; Rubiaceae.